CAUCCAGCUCUCGGACAGAUCGAUCGCCGGCUGCUAGCUACGACGAACGCCGCAAGCAAGAUCGAGCUAAACUUCGAAAGCCACCUGCUUUUUCACCAGCGGCUGCUAGCCAUGGUUGCCGGCUUGGAAGCUCUCCUCGACCCGACCGCGCUCUCCCUUGCGCUCCCGGCGCCGCCGGCGCUCAAGAAGGAGGACUACCUCGCCAUCUGCCUCGCCGCGCUCGCCGGGACCCGCAAGUACGCCGGGCUCGGGAAGGAGCAGCACGGGACGGCGAGAUGGUGCCCGGCCCAGCGCCACGCGCCGCCUGCGCCGCAGCAGCAGGAGCUGCCGUUCCGGUGCGCGGUCUGCGGGAAGGCCUUCGCGUCGUACCAGGCGCUCGGGGGGCACAAGUCCAGCCACCGCAAGCCGCCCACGGAGGAGCAGUACGCCGCCGCCACGGCGCAGGCGGCGUCGUCCGCUGGUGGCCUCGACGAGACGGCGCCGUCGGGGUUGGGAGGGGCUAGCGGCGCCGGGCCGCACCGGUGCACCAUCUGCCGCCGGGGCUUCGCCACGGGCCAGGCGCUCGGCGGGCACAAGCGUUGCCACUACUGGGACGGCAUGUCGGUGUCCGGCUCCGUGUCCGCGUCCGUGUCCGCGUCCGGGACGGGGUCGUCGGGCGUCACCGUGAGGAACUUUGACCUCAACCUGGCGCCUCUGCCGGAGAACUUUGGGGUGAAGAGGUGGGGUGAGGAGGAGGAGGUGCAGAGUCCAUUGCCGAUCAAGAAGCGCAGGAUUUUGAUUGACUGAUCAGUCUCGUGUCCAUCUUGUUCAUGUAAAAAGGGAUCUAGGCAAUCAUUGUUUCAUUAACUUGUUAAAAUUCUGUUUUCAACAGAGAUUUGUUUAAUUCAUUGAUUCAUUAUUUCCUUCCAUUAAUUUGUUUAAUUCAUUGAUUCAUAAAUUCAAAGUUGGAACCAUUGUGCUGUGUAUUUUUAUUUUAUCCUCCUUUUCUCGCCGUUCAUAAUAAGUUUUAUUUAAUGUUGGAAAUAAAGCUAUUUUAUCCAA
Messenger RNA from Panicum hallii, 1041 nucleotides. RefSeq names its product zinc finger protein 36-like. The coding region runs from base 112 to 786 and encodes 224 amino acids. Gene Ontology annotation, molecular function: DNA-binding transcription factor activity. The record is from RefSeq and is a predicted model, not a curated record. NCBI's taxonomy places the organism in Eukaryota, Viridiplantae, Streptophyta, Magnoliopsida, Poales, Poaceae. The transcript has a single exon.